Molecule: messenger RNA, 728 nt
Organism: Physella acuta
Lineage: Eukaryota; Metazoa; Mollusca; Gastropoda; Physidae
Source: RefSeq, a predicted model, not a curated record
AUGUAUACAUUCCACACUAUUGGAAGCAGAAAACCUUUUUUUGUCAGCAGAGAUAGCCUUUCAUCCAGCAGCGAAAGUGAGGAUGAAAAAUUGUAUUAUGCUGUUACAUAUCCGAGGACCCGUGCUAAAACUAUUGUCAGCACAAAAUGUCUUGCUGACAGCAGAAACAGUAUUGAUUCCAGCAGCGAUAGUGUGGAUGAAAAAUGGUAUUCUGAUGUGACAGUUCCAAGGAAAUGCAAAGUUCAUAUAGAAACUGAAACGGUUGGAGAAAGUUCACGUGGACGAAACUUACAGAGAAAAAAUACUCCUUUGAGCGUAAGUUCAACAUCAGGACUUCAAGUCCACACAUCCCACAGAUCUACUGAAAACAGUCUUUCAUCCCAAUCUGCAAUAACACGUAAUCAAAGUGUUGUCGUGAAUGUUGAAAAUGAAGUUGACGGGAAUCUAAAACAAGAAAGACGGACUCGAAAGUCAAGGACGAGAUCAAGUGUUAGGUCCCACUCUAGUAAAAGUAACUCUCAAGUAUUGGACUUGCAUGAACUUAGGGUGAGGGCGGCUAUGGCGACGUUUACAACAUUUUUGAAAGAAAAGGAAUCCGAAUAUAACGUGAGCAAAAGACAUUAAUACAGAUAUGUUUCGGUGAUAACUGGCAGGGGUUUACAUAGCAAAGAUGGUAUCGCGAAAAUUAAGCCGGCAGUUCAAGCUUAUCUAAAUCAACAUAAUUAUAU